This is a messenger RNA of Astrephomene gubernaculifera, 3008 nucleotides long. Lineage: Eukaryota; Viridiplantae; Chlorophyta; Chlorophyceae; Chlamydomonadales; Astrephomenaceae. The record is from the annotation of a GenBank genome assembly.
GCAUACCAUUGGUGUGAUGCUUUCUAUUUGCAUACCUGCCAACGUAACUUGCAUUUGGGUUCGUGCUUUAUCCUUUGUUGACGUGUUAAAGCACGCUUACUACCGGUAGUAAAGCCUUUUAACCGAAAAUGCGUGGCUUUCCAUGCCGACGGAGCAUCUUUCUGGCCGCCCUUGCUGUCCUCCUCAUCGCAGCAUCAGAGGUGCAAACGGCUAGCGGCGCUGCGAAGAAGCCCCCGGGCCCGAGCAGGAAGCAUCACGUCGUAACCGUUGUCAAUGCGACAGCUGCACACGACCUUUGGCUCCUAAAGAACACCACCUUUCUGGACGUGCGCACGGAAAAGCUGUACAACACCAGCCACAUCCCCCGUGCCGUACACAUCACCGCCAAGCUGGUCCACCAGGCGCUCAAGACCGGCAGCCCCGCGCCCCCCUCCGUCAAGAAGGACAUCUUGUGCUACGAGGCCGGCACCAACAAGGCAGUGCUGGCGUGCAGGGCCUUCGCAAGCAGCGCCAAGUACACGGGCGUGCGGGUCUAUGCGCUGAAGAACGGGUUUGCGACGUGGGGGGCGGCGGGGUACCCGAUGGAGCCGUGAGGUGGGUGGGCCCUGACGAAAAUGCUACCGGUAUCGGCUGCGAUGCUCAAAGGAGUCGUGGGGUGUGGGUGGGAGUGAAGGGGAUGAGUGAGGCUUGUGGGGGAGGGUUUGGGGGCGUUGCCUGUAGGGCUCCUAGGAGGCUUCUUGUUCGUGAUCGGUAGAAGUUAAGGUGUGCUGUGUGAAGGGACGGUGACCAAGGCCUUUCGGUGGCGUGUUUCAGUUGACCCACUUGCCACAACACCGUCCUGGAUCUGGGGCUGCGUGCGAUCUUGCUUUUUCGACAGAUUGCCGACCACGCUAGAUAGGCGCCAUCCUACAUACUACGUUUCGAAGCGCUGUAAGAGGCGCUCUGGAUGGUUACUGCUAGUGAAGUUCGUACCGUUAGUGGCGUAAUGUGGUGUGCUGAUGUCCAGGUCAGCGCACGAGUUGCCACGUCAGCAAAGUUUGUUGCUUUCUAGCCGGGCGCUGCUGGGCGUUGAUGGUUGUUAGCGGUGACAAGGCUUGGUGGGGGCGGCCCUGGUGGCCCCUUUGCACGGGGCACUAGGGCGCCGUUGAUUGCAGGGUGGUGUUGUAGCUACCCCGAGUCGACCCGGUAGGCACCUGUAGAGUAGAUAAUGUAAGAUGGCCAGGUAAGAGGGGAUUUCUGGGGACGAUGCCUCCAUGGUAGGAGUGUGGAGGAGCUGCAAUGUGGUGUUAAGAUGCGAGGAUGGUGGGAAGUGGACAUCGGACGUUCGCUAUCGCCUCUGCAAUAUAUCCCAUCAGUACCCUACUCAUUAUUCACGCGAACGAGAACAGUGGAGAGGGAGAUUAGUAAUGCUCGUGUUCAUUUGUGGUGGCGUACGGGAACCACAGGAUUAAGUGGUCCUUAGUAAUCAGGCCCUAACUCAUAAUGGAAAAGCUUCCAUUCUUUGCUUUUGCCUGUCUUACUAUUAGACCCUAUUAAACGACUACUUUUAUACUGAUUGCACUGUAUUUGGGCAUACCUGGCAAAGAACAAUAGCAAGCAUGUUGCGUCAACUCGCCCAGCGUCUACCACGCGUGUCAUCUGGCCUAAAGUCAAACAUCACAAACACAUGUAUAAAGUCAAGCUAUGGAACAGAAGCUAGCACUUCUUCUUCGCCAGUCUAUGUUGUGUUUGGCGCUUACGGCGGUAUCGGCUCUGAGCUGUGCGCCCGCCUAGCUCGCCAGCCGGGCGCCAGGAUGGUGCUUGCGGGGCGAGAUGCCGCAAAGCUGGAGGAGCUUCGAAACCGGCUUGGCGGGGGUGCGGAGAGUACGGCAGUUGUGGCGGAUGUGCUAGAUCCCAAGCAGGUGGAUGACGUCAUCGGUCGGGCCGCUGAGCUGUACGGGCGGGUGGACGGUGUGGCCAACUGCGUGGGCUCCAUCCUGCUCAAGAGCGCGCACGCCACCAGCGACGAGGAAUUCGCACGCACGCUGCAGCUCAACCUCACAUCCUGUUUCUACGUGCUAAGGUCCUCCGUGAAGCGCAUGAUGGGCGGCGGCGGCGGCUCCAUCGCGCUGUGCUCCUCCGCGGUUGCACGACACGGGGUACCCAACCAUGAGGCCAUCGCGGCGGCCAAGGCGGGAGUCGUGGGCCUGAUGCUCAGCGCCGCAGCCACCUACGCGCCCAAGAACAUCCGAGUCAACUGCGUGGCGCCCGGCCUCACGCGCACCCCGCUGGCUGCCCGCAUCACCGGCAGCCCCGCCGCCCUCAAGGCCUCGGAGGCCAUGCACCCCCUGAAGCGGGUGGGCGAGGCGCGCGAGGUGGCGGCCGCACUUGAGUUCCUGCUGAGUCCGGAGCAGGGGUUCAUCACGGGGCAGGUGCUGGGGGUGGAUGGCGGGUUGGGGUCGAUUAAGGCGCAGUGAGGGGGAAAAGAAGGAUGAGAGGGAAACCGAACCGUUAGCGAUGGAAAAGGAAGUGAGCGGGGAGGUGGUGAGGAGGGUACGGUGGACGGGGAAGCAUGUGUGUCAGAGAGGACAAGGAGAGGGGAAAGGCAAGAGGAGCGGCGCGGGAUAUCAUAAUACUAGGGUGGCAAUGAGGGGUAGGUAGGAGGUGCGAGCCCUUCCUCAUGUGAAGGCCGAAUGGGGGAAAGGACGAAUGGAGGACGAGUUGCGUGACGGACGGAGGGAGUGCGUCCUGAGCAGGGGGUUCCGCCCGGCGUUGUACAGUACAGGGGCGUCUGUUGUGUUAAUUGGUUGCAAGGUUGGAGGAGUGCGGUGGAAGAGGGUAGUAGACACCUUGUUGCCAGCAGGUUGCUGCCGCACCCUCUUUACACGCUUCUAGUGUGCGAUGGGUGGACUCGGCGUGUGGGUGGUUAUCAGCACGAGCAGCAGCACACCGUAGCAAGACUGCAAGGCGCUGCACACCUUCGUUCAGGAUCGGGGUGUACUUUAAAAAUUUCUGUUGUGAAGCACAAC